Molecule: messenger RNA, 1302 nt
Organism: Prunus armeniaca (apricot)
Lineage: Eukaryota; Viridiplantae; Streptophyta; Magnoliopsida; Rosales; Rosaceae
Source: the annotation of a GenBank genome assembly
AUGGAGGUUCCACAUAUGGAGGCAAAGAAGAGUGAAAGUCAUAUGAUAUCAGCUGCAGCAUUUGUGGAAGGGGGAAUACAAGAGGCUUGUGCUGAGGCCUGCAGCAUAUGCCUUGAGGAGUUUUGUGAAAGUGAUCCUUCAGUGGUGACUACUUGCAAGCAUGAGUUUCACCUCCACUGCAUCCUUGAAUGGUGCCAGAGAAGCUCUCAGUGCCCCAUGUGUUGGCAGGCCAUUAGCUUGAAGGAUUCUUGCAGUCAAGAGUUACUUGAGGCAGUUGAACGGGAGAGGAGCUUUAGGAAUACAUCAAGAAAUGCAACUAUAUUUCAUCAUCCCACCCUUGGCGAUUUUGAAUUUCAGCAUUUACCUGGGGGUACUAACAAUGCUGAACUUGAAGAGCGUAUAAUCCAGCACUUGGCAGCUGCUGCUUCCAUGGGAAGGGCCCACCACAAUGGUAGAAGGGAAGGCCAGAGGAGCCGGUCAUCUGCUCGUGGUCAUCCACACUUCUCGGUGUUUUCUACUCAUCCUAGUGCAUCUCCUCUUGGUCCUGUUUCUGCCCCAGGAGGGGACAGUGAACCUGCCGAAAUAACUGUAGCAAGUCCGUCUACCCCACUUACAUCUGAUGGGGAUGAAUCAUCACGAAGGAGUGCACAUUUUCCUUCUGUUCAGACUGAUGGAAUUUCGCCCUCAGCAUCUGGGUCUGUACGCAUGCACAGAAAUCGUCAAGGACUUUCCUCCAGUCACUGGAACUCUACUAGUCAAUCCUCUCCAUUGAAUCAGGACCGAGCAGGACCAUCAGACCUUCAGUCCAUUUCAGAGUCUCUGAAAUCUAAGUUUAAUUCCAUGUCAAUGAGGUACAAGGAGUCGUUUUCAAGGAGUACAAGAGGAUGGAAGGAGAGGCUGUUCUCACGUAGCACUUCUAUGUCAGAACUCAGUUCUGAAGUUCGUAGAGAGGUCAAUGCUGGAAUCGCCACUGUAUCACGUAUGAUGGAACGCCUUGAGACCAAAGAUAAUGGUAGAGCCCCCGAGGCUUCUGUAGCAAAUCAUACGGCAGAUGGUUCUGCUGCAGAUCAGAGCAACAACCCAAACAGUUUAGAGAUUCAUGGAGAAAACCGUUUGAGUGACAACAAUAGGCCUGGUACUACUUGUCCCGCAGCAAUGCAUCUGUCGUCAGCAUUUCAUAAUUUAAGGUUGAUCCACGUUAGCCAUUUCACAGGACAUGGCAUGCUGAGGAUGGGAUGCUUUGCGCUUCAGGCCGGAGUUUUAAGUAUUCGGGUAUGUGAAAUUAUCGUGAUUGUGGUCUGA